AUGAAUAUGAAUAUGAAUAAAUUACAAAAAUUAAUAAUUGUUAUCAUAUUAUUGUUAUCAUUGACCGGUACCUAUCAGGUUAAUUCACAAUUUCUGCAAUAUUUGAAGAUUUCCAAUUAUUUGACUGCCGGAUGUUUCGGUAAUCCUGUUUCCUAUUCAUGGUUGCAAUUGAAUCGUUGUCGUUCCAAUACCAUCUACGUAGUGACCAACAGUUCGAAUCCGGCAUUGACAUCGUCGAGCUCCUCGGGUUUCCUAACUGGCUUUACCUCUGGACUCUCGGGAUUCACCAAUCCAAUCACUAGCCUGAUGACUUCAUCGUCAUCCGCUGCUUCAUCGUCAUCCUCCACUGCACUCCCAAUUGUUCCAGUCGUCGUUGAGAUGUACUGUAUUGAUCCAACCUGUUCACAACCAGAGAAUUGUAUUCCCGGCCAAGCGGUGCCAAUCGAUAACCUGUGUACUCCAUCGACCAACGGUUUCUUCAUGAUCUACUCCAUUGAGAAUUCAAUUGUGUUCACCAAAGACAACAACAUGGGCAAUUGCUAUAGCCAAUCGUAUCAGAGUGUUUGUAACCUUCCACCGUACCACGCCACUUAA
Heterostelium album PN500 is the source of this 594-nucleotide messenger RNA. RefSeq lists its product as uncharacterized. The coding region runs from base 1 to 594 and encodes 197 amino acids. Lineage: Eukaryota; Evosea; Eumycetozoa; Acytosteliales; Acytosteliaceae. The transcript has a single exon. The record is from RefSeq and is a predicted model, not a curated record.